GCAUGCGCGAAAUUUAUAUCCUGUGAGAUUCUGAAAGUGAGGAUCUGACAAAUUGAUAAUUUUUACGCCGAUUAAGACUCAUUAAUAACCGAUCCUUUUCAAUUUAUACUUUCAAACACAAUUCCUAAAAAUUAUGUACAAAGUAUUGUAUUAAUUUGUCAGGAACCCCAGGAGUCCAUUGUUAAAAAAGGGUGUUGUUUUUGUCAACACCAUCGAUUAAAAUCACCUGUCAAAAGUGUCAUGAUGGUUGUAUCCGAAUAAACGAUGGCAGAUGCUCACAAUUUCAACUACGGCUGGCAAAAUACACCUCCCGGAGUAACAGGUCAACCGCAGAGCUCAGCAGGUUCAACAGGUUCCGCACCUCCUUUUCAAGGCAGCAUGAUUAAGAAUCCACAACCUGUGGCAAAUGGUCCUAAUGUGGGUCAGCCGCCGCAGAUGUUCCAACCACCACCACCAGGUGUAAAUGGCAUGCCAACAGCAUCAGCACUAAACCAGUUCCCUCAACGACCUCCAGGGCCAGGAAUUGGAUUUUUUAAUGGCACAAAUGCUCCUCCGUCUGGACAGCUUAACCCACCACCACGGGCAGGGAUGCCAGGAAUUCAGGGACUGCCCCAGUUUCGACCCACUGUACCUUUGCAACAGAGACCACCACCUCCUGCAAGCCAGUCUGGCCCCAUGGGAUCUCCUAGUUUGGGGCCCCGCCCACCAGUGCCGUCAGCCUUUCAGCCCCCCGUGGGAUCAUUUUCUCAACCUGUGUCUCGGCCUCAAGAGCUCCCAGACAGACCCAAUGAAUUGCCUGUACCAUUUCAUGGUCAUGGCCAGUAUAGCCACCAGAUUGGCAUGACCCUAACACCUGGAUUAACACCCUCCAACUCAGGUCAGCAGUUUUGAGAAAGUCCAUAUGCUUUGUGCUGUUUUCUGUAGUGGUGCUUCUCUACUAUAUGUUAGGGAAAGAUCUAGGAUCACAAAAGGUGCCCUGCACUGUACAAUAGGGGCAUGGUGU
Dreissena polymorpha is the source of this 1003-nucleotide messenger RNA. RefSeq names its product acidic proline-rich protein PRP25-like. Lineage: Eukaryota; Metazoa; Mollusca; Bivalvia; Myida; Dreissenidae. The coding region runs from base 265 to 891 and encodes 208 amino acids. The record is from RefSeq and is a predicted model, not a curated record. The transcript has 3 exons.